Fraxinus pennsylvanica is the source of this 1623-nucleotide messenger RNA. Lineage: Eukaryota; Viridiplantae; Streptophyta; Magnoliopsida; Lamiales; Oleaceae. The record is from the annotation of a GenBank genome assembly.
AUGGCUAGAGAACAAUUGCACGUGCUUAAUGCACUUGAUGCGGCGAAAACUCAAUUGUACCACUUCACUGCAAUUGUGAUUGCUGGUAUGGGGUUUUUCACUGAUGCAUAUGAUCUUUUCUGCAUCUCAUUAGUGACGAAAUUGCUCGGCCGCAUAUACUACCACCAAAACGGGGCAGCAAAGCCGGGGAAUUUGCCUCCCAAUGUUUCGGCUGCUGUCAAUGGUGUCGCAUUUUGUGGUACACUUGCGGGACAACUCUUCUUCGGGUGGCUUGGGGACAAACUUGGCAGGAAAAAGGUCUACGGCAUGACCCUUAUGCUUAUGGUCAUCGCGUCAGUGGCUUCUGGGCUUUCUUUUGGAGACGAGCCUAAGGCUGUUAUGGCUACACUUUGUUUCUUUCGAUUCUGGCUCGGGUUUGGCAUUGGUGGUGACUACCCACUUUCUGCCACAAUCAUGUCUGAGUAUGCCAACAAGAAGACUCGUGGAGCGUUCAUUGCUGCAGUUUUCGCAAUGCAAGGUUUUGGGAUUUUGGCUGGUGGAAUGGUGGCAAUUAUCGUUUCUGCAGCGUUUAAGGCGGGAUAUCCUGCUCCUGCAUAUCAAGAUAAUGCUCUUGCUUCGACUGUUCCUGAAGCUGACUAUGUGUGGCGUAUAAUUCUUAUGUUCGGUGCACUUCCUGCCGCUCUCACUUACUAUUGGCGCAUGAAGAUGCCUGAAACUGCCCGUUACACGGCCUUAGUUGCCAAGAAUGCCAAACAGGCCGCUGCUGAUAUGUCCAAAGUACUGCAAGUUGAACUUGAGGCAGAACAGGAAAAAGUUGAAGAGUUUGCUCAGAAAAAAGGGAAUAAUUUUGGAUUGUUUACAAAGGAAUUCCUUAAGCGCCAUGGACUUCACUUACUUGGAACGACAAGUACAUGGUUCUUACUGGAUAUCGCCUUUUACAGUCAAAAUCUUUUCCAGAAGGAUAUUUUUAGCGCAAUUGGAUGGAUCCCUCCUGCUCAAACCAUGAAUGCAUUGGAUGAAGUUUACAGAAUUGCAAGGGCUCAAACUCUUAUUGCUCUUUGCAGUACUGUACCUGGCUACUGGUUUACAGUAUUCUUCAUAGACAAAAUCGGAAGAUUUGCAAUCCAAUUAAUGGGAUUUUUCUUCAUGACAGUGUUUAUGUUUGCAUUGGCCAUUCCUUACACUCACUGGACACAUAGAGAGAACCGAAUUGGAUUCGUGAUCAUGUACUCUCUCACUUUCUUCUUUGCCAAUUUCGGUCCAAACGCCACCACAUUUGUCGUCCCAGCUGAAAUUUUCCCGGCCAGGCUUAGGUCGACGUGCCAUGGUAUAUCAGCAGCUGCAGGUAAGGCAGGAGCCAUUAUUGGAGCGUUCGGGUUUUUAUACGCAGCACAGCCUACUGAUCCAAACAAGACUGAUGCUGGAUAUCCUCCUGGUAUUGGUAUUAGGAAUGCGCUUAUUGUACUCGGUUGUGUCAACUUCCUCGGAAUGUUGUUUACGUUGUUGGUGCCCGAAUCGAAGGGAAAAUCGUUGGAGGAAAUGUCGAAAGAGAACGAGGAAGAUGAAAAUGUAACAGAAUUGAGGGCACAAGGUGGUAAUGACAUUAGGACAGUUCCAGUCUAG